This is a messenger RNA of Leguminivora glycinivorella, 2156 nucleotides long. RefSeq names its product protein claret segregational (gene Ncd). The transcript has 2 exons. The coding region runs from base 80 to 1978 and encodes 632 amino acids. Gene Ontology annotation, biological process: microtubule-based movement. Lineage: Eukaryota; Metazoa; Arthropoda; Insecta; Lepidoptera; Tortricidae. The record is from RefSeq and is a predicted model, not a curated record. Gene Ontology annotation, molecular function: microtubule motor activity; ATP binding; microtubule binding.
UCAGAACUGAACAACAGUCGUUUGUGUAUAAGUGCAGUGGUUUAAUAUUUAAAAUAAAUCCAUUACAUGUGUUAUUAACAUGUCGAGGAUACCUAAGUUACCGGUCCCUGCAAAAGAAAAUAGACCCGGGCUCAUAAAUAGACGUCCAAUAUCAAGAACUGUAAAUGGCCUUAGCGCAGAUGACAAAAAGAAUUUGUUAUUAAACCACACUAAGCCAGCUGUCCAAACUGGCCCAACGUCUUCCACCACUGGGGCACGACUCAAAAGGGCUGCUACUGCACCAGCACCCACAGCCAAUGCAGCCAAAGUUACUAAAGUCGAGAGAAAACCACCAACCGCUGCCCCAAAAAUCCCACCUUAUGAUUACAAAGCAAGGUUUAAUGACUUGUUAGAAAAACACAAAGUGAUCAAAAAUGAUUAUAAUGACUUAAAAUAUAAACAUGAAGAAGUUGCUGAUGACUAUGAAAAAAUCAAAGAAUCUGUUGAAAGCACUAGUAGAGAGAAAGACAUGUUAAAGGAUAAAUUGCUGAAUGCUUUAAAUGACUUAAGAGAAAGGACGACUGAAUUGGAUAGUAUUAAGCUUGACCAUGAAAUACAGAAACGCGAAAAUGAGGAAUUGGUGCGCAAAACAAAAGUUUUGGCCGAUGUGACAUUUAAUUUAAAUAAGAAGACUUCAGAAUUUGAUACAUUACAGGAGGAGUUAAAUGAUUUGACCCGGCGUCACAAUGCCCUCCAGGAGGAGGCCAAGGUAUUAAGAGAGAAAUCUCUAAAGCUUGCUACUCUAUCUGAAGACUAUGAUAAACUCACUGUUGACUAUGAGGAAGCAAAAAAGAAGAUAUCAACAUAUGAAACUGAUGUCGAGAAACUGCAGAACAUUUUAGCUGGAAUGUACCAGGGUCAAAGAGAUCUGAGAAACACUAUUCAGGAUCUGAAAGGUAAUAUAAGAGUAUAUUGCAGAGUACGACCACCACUAGAGUCAGAGACAAACAAGCCAUUGUUCAAUCUUAAUGUUGUGGAUGCUUGCACUAUAGAAGUCGAAAAGGUUGAGUUGAAUGCAUUAUCCCAAUCAACAAGGAAGGGCAAAUCUCAGCACACCUUCAGCUUUGAUGGUAUAUUCACACCACACUCCACUCAGGAAACAGUCUUUGAGGAAGUUUCAAACAUGAUCCAGUCGGCACUUGAUGGUUAUAAUGUAUGUAUUUUUGCAUAUGGUCAAACAGGAUCUGGAAAAACAUACACAAUGGAAGGAGGUUGCGGGCCUGACCAAUAUGGUAUUAUACCACGAGCAUUCAACUUCAUGUUCACUUGUAUGGAGGAUCUGAAAAGAAUGGGUUGGCAGCUGACCAUAAAAGCAUCCUUCCUCGAAAUCUACAAUGAAGUAAUUUACGAUCUGCUGAACUCUUGCAAAGACCAGCUAAGCCAUGACAUCAAGAUGGUUAACUCCAAAGGGACUGAUCUCUAUGUCUCAAACUUGAAAGAAGAGGAAGUUAAGAGUUCCCAUGAUUUCAUCAAACUGAUGAUAUAUGCCCAACGUAACAGACAAACUGCCGCUACACUCAACAACGAGCGAAGCUCCAGGUCACAUUCAGUUACACAGAUUAAGAUUUCUGCUAUCAAUGAAAUACGGAAAGAGAAAUACACAAGCCAGUUAAACUUGGUGGACUUGGCGGGGUCUGAGAGUGGUAAGACCACUCAGAGAAUGGACGAGACCAAGCACAUCAACAGAUCUCUGUCAGAGCUGUCUAAAGUCAUUCUGUCUCUGCAGACCAACCAGGCCCAUAUACCGUACAGAAACUCGAAGCUAACUCACCUGCUGAUGCCAAGCCUUGGUGGCAAUUCAAAAACCCUCAUGUUGGUCAAUAUCAACCAAUUCGAUGAAUGCUUUGGUGAGACUCUCAACUCUCUACGUUUGGCCACAAAGGUAAACAGCUGCCGAACAGCAAAAGCCAAAAAGAAUCUAACAAUGGUUGAUACAUAGUUUGUAAUAAUUGAUUUUAUCUCAUUGACAUGUUUAUUGUAAUACUUUAAUUGGGCUAUUGUAGUUCGAGUGAUUGGGUGUCUUCAGAGAGUUUUUAUACUUGCAUUAGAUCUUCUUCAACCUAGCGUUUUCCCGGCCUAGCGCCACGCGCCAGGGUCCUACUUACAUUAGAUAUAAA